Messenger RNA from Pterocles gutturalis (yellow-throated sandgrouse), 1504 nucleotides. It is a transcript of the gene RAB10, whose product is annotated as RAB10, member RAS oncogene family. Lineage: Eukaryota; Metazoa; Chordata; Aves; Pterocliformes; Pteroclidae. Gene Ontology annotation, cellular component: insulin-responsive compartment; recycling endosome; Golgi apparatus. The transcript has 5 exons. Gene Ontology annotation, molecular function: GTPase activity; GTP binding. Gene Ontology annotation, biological process: cellular response to insulin stimulus. The annotation marks the transcript as partial. The record is from RefSeq and is a predicted model, not a curated record.
GGAUAGACUUCAAGAUUAAAACUGUUGAAUUACAAGGAAAGAAGAUCAAGCUACAGAUAUGGGACACAGCAGGGCAAGAACGAUUUCACACCAUCACCACCUCCUAUUACAGAGGUGCCAUGGGGAUCAUGCUAGUAUAUGACAUCACCAACGCCAAGAGCUUUGAAAACAUCAGCAAGUGGCUCAGAAACAUAGAUGAGCAUGCCAAUGAAGAUGUGGAGAGGAUGCUGUUAGGAAACAAGUGUGACAUGGAAGAUAAAAGAGUUGUCCCUAAAGCAAAAGGCGAACAGAUUGCUAGGGAGCAUGGUAUUAGGUUUUUCGAAACUAGUGCAAAAGCAAAUAUAAACAUUGAGAAGGCAUUCCUCACAUUAGCAGAAGACAUUCUUCGAAAGACCCCUGUAAAAGAGCCCAACAGUGAAAAUGUAGAUAUCAGCAGUGGAGGUGGGGUGACGGGCUGGAAGAGCAAGUGUUGCUGAACCUUCUCCUGUAUCACCAAUCGCCAUCCACCGCCCCUUUUUUCUCGCUGCAGAACAAACCACUCUGCCCGUUUUUAACCUUAAACCCGAUGUUUUGUUCCUCAUCUUAACGAGCUCCUGUCUCCCUUUUGUUUUUCCGUUUAGGACAGCUUGCGUACUAUAAUUUUUCUCAACAACAUGUGUAGGAAAAUCAUCUCCAUGACUUCAUUUCUUCAUGUACCUGCUCGACUUACCACUACGUUUUGGUUGUAUUAUAGUCCCGUUCCUCCUGACAUUAAAACAUCUAGCAAUCAUAUUCAACUCUCUUCUGCAAAUUGUAUAAGAAUAAAAGUUAGAAUUAACAAUUUAUUUUGUACAACAGUGGAAUUUUCUGUCGUGGAUAAUGUGCUUGAGUCACCAUAUUCUCUAGAUGCCAGGAAAACUCUCAUUUUCGCCUUGAGUCUGUCAAUGGGGUUUAUUUUGUCCUGUGCCUUAUGUGGAAAGAAACUUUUGUUUUCACUUUAUUUUAUUUUUUUUCCUUUUCUUCUGGUGGAAGCAUGUGCAGGAGACAUACCAUCCAUACUUGACCAUUUCAAAACACCGAACUCUUUUGUGAUUGCUUUCUGUAACUGUUGGUGUAAUGCAUCGAGGACAAAGGGUGGUGCAAAAAAAAAAAAAAAAAUUACAUUUAAUCUGCUGUGUCUCCUUUCUGGUGAUCUAGCCAUUCAGAACUGUUCCUGCUGCCGUUUUUUUCCCCCCCUCACUUGCAGCUCUUUCCUUUUGCCUGCAUGCUGCUUUUCUUUGCAUUUCUUCAUGGUGUGAUGUGUUAAUUAAAAGGAUGGCAACGCGCUACGUUUGCCAGAAGAUUUAAUACAAAGCACUGAUUUAGCUUUCGAGGUAAGAAAUGUUGACGAUACCUACUAAUGUCCCUCUAGCCAAUGUCAGUCACUAGUUUCUCCUCUCCUCCUGCAUAGCCGUUGGGUUUUAUGAUAUGGACGAGUUCUUUGCAUGCACUAGUUUUCUCUGGAGGGUGAUGUGGUUGUCUAUGU